This is a messenger RNA of Vicia faba (fava bean), 4200 nucleotides long. NCBI's taxonomy places the organism in Eukaryota, Viridiplantae, Streptophyta, Magnoliopsida, Fabales, Fabaceae. The record is from the annotation of a GenBank genome assembly.
AUGGAUUCCGUUUCCGAUCUCUUAGAAAUCGCCGGCGAGGACGAUUCUCUACUCUCCGGCGUCAACAAUUCCACAUCCGCCAACCUUUUCUCAUGCUCUCCACUCGUUUCUAUCAGAUCCCGUCCUCCUCAAACCGCGCAACCAGUAGAGAGAAUCGAAACUACUUCGGUAGUUUCUGAAGAUUUGAAUUCGUCUCCGAAAUGUAGUGGACCGGAAGCAUCGGAGACUCAGCAGUCUCAGCAGAAGAAAAGGAAGAAAAAAUUCGGCGGAUUCAAUUUGCGCAAAAGCUUGGCAUGGGAUAGAGCUUUUUUUACUGAACAAGGUGUUUUGAACCCCACAGAGCUUUCUAUGAUCAGUGGCACGGCCACACCUAAUUCAAAGUCCAAUUUGGAGGUUAUAGAUGAAGAAGAACUGGCUACAACUUCAACAGUAUUGCAGCAAAUCGAAGAAAAUUUGUUUAGACAUUCAUCUGGAGGUGUUUCGAUUAGAGCGAAGAAGAUUGGUGCUGUUUCUGGCUUAUCACCAAAGCCCGGUGCAUCGGUCAAACGAACACCACCCGUUGCUUCCUUGGGAAAGAGGAAAGUGCUUGCAACCAACAAUGUUGGAAAUAAAUAUAAGCGCAGUGCUAUUCCAAAGGCGGUACCUUCUUCAUCAUAUCCUUGCCAUUGCUUGUUUAGAUGCCUUUUAUUAACAGUCAGUUUUGUCAAGAAGAAUCUUAUGGGGAAAAACGUAGAAAUUCUUACUAUGCAUAUUGUUAACAAUCAGCUUUCUCAAGAAGAAUCUCGUGAGAAAAAACGCAGAAAGAAUCUUACUUUAACUCAAACAGUGUCAGAGUGGAGUCUCUUUACUGUGUGUGCUGGAAUUGAGUUGAUAUCAGGACCAAAAUCCAAUGUUUCUGCUAAUGCAACUACCACUAGGAGUGGAAUGUUGAGCUCAAGUUCCUCAAAAAGAAAUCAGAAUGCACAUCCUGGCCUGUCAAAAAAUCCUGCGCCAAGCAUCCCUAGCCUAUCAAAAAAUCCUUCGCCAAGCAUCCCUCGCUUGUCAAAAAAUCCUACGCCAAGCAUCCCAAGCCUAUCAAAAAAUCCUACGCCAAGCAUCCCAAGCCUAUCAAAAAAUCCUACGCCAAGCAUCCCUAGCCUAUCAAAAAAUCCUACGCCAAGCAUCCCUCGCUUGUCAAAAAAUCCUACAUAUGUUCCAAGCAUCCCUAAAGUUGAUACGGCUGACAAGUGUUCUGUUAGUAGAACUCUUACCAAGCAGGCUGGAAAACUUUUGGAUAACUCAGUUUCUGUACCACGCCCACCAUCCAGCAUGCAUCAAACAGGGACAAUAAAAUCAUCAGGCUUACGGAAGCCAUCUCCUUCCAUUGGUUUCUUUUCUCAGGUAAAAGCUUCCGGUUCACACAGCUUGCAGAAAAGCUCUAUACCUUGCAAACCUUCUGAGAGUAACAUUCCAAAACUAAGGAAGUUGGAAACAGUUUCUGUUAAAGAGGCAAGGCCAAAAAUUGUCAAAGGGGCUGCAAAGAAUACUAAGGAAUUAAGCCUUUCAGAUGUCCAGUCUGAAGCAAUCAUGCAAAUAGACAAUAAGCAGAUGGCUGGUGUAGAAGUGGAAUGUGAUUCUUCGAGUUUUGAAAUAGUAAGUAAGCAAGCAGAGGUUGAAAACAUUCUUGACGAUGUCAUCUUAAAAUCUCAGGAGCAAGGAGAACUACAUGAAAAUAAAAUCAUUUCUAGCAAGGAGAACAUGGCAUUACCUACACAUGGAAAGGAAUUUCUUCGAAAGAGUCAGACACAUGAGCAGUUGGAGAAAGAGGCUGACCACGAUCUGGGUAACAAGUUAUAUGAUGUUCCGUCAAAUGUGGACCGGUCUUUAUAUCAGGAACCACAGUCUAUGCUCAAUCCUAUCAUGCAGAGAACUUCUAACACUGUGCAGAAUGCAUCAGGACAAGAUGAAGGUGAUCAAAUCAAAGGGCCCUCCGGUGACGUUCCGACUUUCAAGGAAAGUUUGAUACUACAGGAAGAGCAUAGAACUUCUUUUAAGGAUGGUAGACAUUCGGGAGAGUUUAAGGGAGACAACAAUGUCAAGAGUGCACUUUUAAAUUCUAGCCUUGAUGAUUUUAGCAAAACUGUCCCCGAAGGAUCUAAACAUGGAACCCCGUGUAAGAAUACAGAACAGGUAAAUUAUGGUGCUGGUGAAUUUGGUAAAUAUGGAAGAGAUGCACAAGGGCAUUUACUGAAUGACAGUCUCACUAUCAAUUGCAAAAAAACCACCCAAAGUAAUUUAGAGGCAGUUAGUCUGCAGUUACAGGCAGACCAACCCAUGACUCUAAAUCCUAGUGGUGUAAAAGAAAAUGGACCAGAAAAAGAAAAUAUCUCUAAUAUGAACUGUUCUCAGCAUGUUCAUGUGAUGACCUUAUUUUCCAAAGGUUCUCCUGAAAAGUCUAUACUAGGAAUCAACGGUGCUUCUGAGAAUGAAUCAAAAAUAAUUGAGAUCAAACUUCCAGUAAAUGAUCAAUCAGGUUUCAUCCCAAGAAGCCCAAUGGAUAAGGAAUGUGACCAGGUUAUUGACUCAAAAGCAGUCCAUGAUAGAACUCCAGAGUUUGAAUUGGAUAGGUUGAGUGAAGAUUGUAUAACUGUUUCGACAUCUUCAAUGGCAGAUGAUAAUAACAUAAAUGAAGAUUCCCAUCUUCCUGGGUUUCAAAAGCCUAGUGCUGUUGUUACUGUAAAUUCCCAAGAUGUUCACUUGGAUAAUGACUUUCUGCCAGCAGUUAUUGUUUCACCUACAGAACUCAAGGACCAAAAUUUAGUUGAGGAUGCAUUUGAAGAUUGUGGGUUCCAUAGCAUUGAGCACAAUGCUACCAAUCAUCAUAUUGAAGAUAUGCUAGCGGAACUCUUGCAAAUAAAUGGUGCAGAAGAUGGAAAUUGUGAUGUGGAUGAAAAUGUGGAACUUUUGCAAAUCAAUGAUGUGGAUGAAAAGGUGGAAGUUUUGCAAAUAAUUGAUGGAGAAGAUGGAAAUCAUGAUGUGGAUGAAAAGGUCGAACUCUUGCAAAUCAACGGUGCAGAAGAUGGAAUUCAUGAUGUGGAUGAAAAGGUCGAACUCUUGCAAAUCAACGGUGCAGAAGAUGGAAAUUAUGAUGUGGAUGAAAAGGUGGAACUUUUGCAAAUUAAUGGUGCAGAAGAAGUGAGCGAAGACUCCUGUCUUUUAAGUGAAGAAUCGAAGUUACUAGCUUCAGAUAAUCCAACCUUCAUUGAAACAAUCCCACAAGAUUCUUCUAUUGAAGUGAGCGAAGACUCCUGUCUUUUAAGUGAAAAAUCAAAGUUACUAGCUUCAGAUAAUCCAGCCUUCAUUGAAACAAUCCCACAAGGUAAUGAAGUUAGUUCAGCGAACAGUGAAAGUUUUUCAGAUGUAGCUGUAACUACUGUAUUUGAGAAUGAUAAGUCUCCUAAUACUGACAUGCCGAAUCAGACUGAAGACAACAUCGACUUUCUGGAAGACAACAGCAAAAAAAUUCAUCUCGAAAUAGAUGCAAGUAAAACCAAACAGGAAGUUCCGAUAGCGAAGCCUCCACUGAAUGUUGCUCCAUUUACUGAGGAAUGGUUUGCUGCAAUAGAAGCUGCUGGAGAGGCGAAGUUACUAAAUUCAGAUAUGCUUGUAAACAAAGAUGGAAAUCAAGAUAUGGAUGAAAAGGUGGAACUUUUGGGAAUCAGUGGUGCAGAAGAAGGUUCAUUAGAUAUAUCUCCUUCAGUUGAUAUUAAAGAUAUGGAUGAAAAGGUGGAACUUUUGCGAAUCAAUGGUGCAGAUGAAGGUAAUGAAGUUAGUUCAGAAAACAGUGAAAGUUUUUCAGAUGUAGCUGUAACUACUGUCUUUGAGAAUGAUAAGUCUCCUAAUACUGACUCGCUGAGUCAGACAAACCACAACAGAAAAACAAUUCAUCUCAAAAUAGAUGCAACUAAAACCAAGCAGGAAGUUCCGAUAGUGGCGCCUCCACUGAAUGUUGCUCCAUUUACUGAGGAAUGGUUAGCUGCAAUAGAAGCCGCUGGAGAGAAUAUUUUAACGAUGAAAAGCGGCGCUGUACAAAACUCUCCCCCUGACAAAGUCCAGAAUGAACCAAACCCUUGGUCACCGGUGAAGAAAAAUCAAGAGAUUGGACCAUUUGAUUGUACUAAAAUAACCAAACAUAACCUGCUGAGUUCCGAUCCAUCAUGA